CAAACAGCAAACGGCGCCCAGAUCGGCGCUUUCAGCCUAUAUCCCGGCGCUGGCUACCCCAGACAUCCGCAUUUCCUAGAAAGGAAACCUUUAAUCUACGCCCGCGGUGCCACGUCCGACUGACAUCGCCAAUCACUCAGGUCGCACACACACUGCUGCUGCUUUCGGCACUAGCCAGCCGAAGUGACGCCGGCACAUACCCUCUGACCCGGCGCUGCUUGCUCGGACUCUGCAGGGCUCAGGCCGCCCGGGUUGGGCAGCCGCACGUGCAUAUCACAUCAUGGCACCCUCUAUCCGCCGGCCGGUGGCAACCGGACAGCCUGAGACUGUCUCAACCUCGUUCCUGCUGGCCAAUCUUCACUGUCCCACCUGUGUGUCGACCAUAAAAAGCGCGCUCCACGAGUCCUGUGGGGAGCUCAUCAAGUGGAUUUCACCUAAUAUAGUCACUUCCGUGGUGACAGUUGAGCACGCCCCGGACGCAUCUCCCCGCCAGAUGCGCAACGCCCUCGAGGAAAACGGCUUCGAAGUAUGCGGCAUCACAACCUCGUCCGACGCCGUAUCUGACCUGGACUUGGAACUUGGUGACGAUCAGCAGCACGGCGAGAGCAGUAACAGCAACAUGGAGCGCUCAGCGUCAGGAUUCAGUCGGUGGUUCAAGCCCUCCGGGCCACAGACCUCGCGGUCUCAAAAGACACUGGCCCAUCUCGCAAAUUGCGAGCAGUGCCGAGGCACCAUGGGUGCCGAAACGGACGAGAAGGGCGUGUUGGAGACCGUGUCCCACCAUGCCAACCUGGCCCUGGGCUCACCCACUGGCUCAAGCCCGCACACCAGCGCCGCCAAAUCUUUCAUUGCCAUUGAGAGCGAUAUGGACUCCUUGGCUCAACCGCUCUGGCGGGCCACGCUGGCCGUCGGAGGCAUGACAUGCUCCGCCUGUGCCAAUAUGAUCACCGAAGGACUGAAGAAGAAUGACUGGGUCACAAACGUCGUCGUCAACCUCCUCGGCAACAGCGCGACCGUGGACGUAAGGGAAAAGGAGAAGGCCGACGAGCUAGUCCAAGCCAUAGAGGACCUCGGGUACGAAGCGACCCUGGACUCGGUAACUGACCUCAACCAGGAGAAGCGGAAGGGCCCAGACCACUCAGACACGUGGCGGGUAACCGUUGCCAUUGGCGGUAUGACGUGCGCCUCCUGCUCAAACGGUAUCACGAGGGAAAUGAAGAAAAGGGAUUGGGUCGAGGACAUAACCGUCAACCUACUCACCAACAGUGCCUCGGUCGACAUCCAAGGCCGUGACAAUGCCGACAAGCUGGUGGAAGCGAUCGAAGACCUGGGCUACGACGCCGCCCUUGACGCCGUCGUCAGCCUAGCCCAAGAAGCCGCCGAGGACCACGAACGAACGGUCGAGAUCCGCAUCGACGGCCUUUACUGCGAGCACUGCCCGGACCGCGUAACCAAAAGCCUUGCCGGCUUUCGGCGCCAGAUCGAAGUCAUCACCCCACCAACCCGCCAGCGCCCCAUCAUGAAACUCACAUACACCCCGGACGCGCCGUCCUUCACCAUCCGCCGCAUCCUCAGCGCCGUCGAGGCGAGCGACCCGGGCUUCACCGCCACCAUCUACCAUCCACCAACCCUCGAAGAGCGCUCCAAGCAGAUCCAGCGCAAACACCGAUUCCAGAUCCUCUACCGUGUCAUCUUCACCGGCGCCGUCUGCAUCCCCUCCUUCAUCAUCGGCAUCGUGUAUAUGUCGCUGAUCCCCUCCGACGACCAUACCAAGCACUUCAUGAUGGAGCCUUGGACAUCGGGCAUCGGCCGCGCACAAAUAGCCCUCUUCAUCAUGGCGACGCCCGUCUACUUUUUCGCCGCCGAUCUGUUCCACCGCCGCGCCAUCAAGGAGAUCCGCACCCUCUGGCGGCGUGGCAGCAGGGUGCCCAUUUUGCAGCGGUUUUAUCGGUUCGGAAGCAUGAACACGCUCAUGUCGUUGGGCACGACCAUCGCCUACAUCAGCUCGGUGAGCCAGAUGAUUGCCGCCGCUGUGUACCAGCCGGAGGAGGUCAACGACUCGAAUUUUUAUUUUGACUCGGUCGUGUUCUUGACCUUUUUCUUAUUGUUGGGUCGGUUGAUCGAGAGUUAUAGCAAGUCGAAGACGGGCGAUGCGGUGGAGAUGCUAGCGAAGCUGAGGCCGACGACGGCGAUUCUAGUGGAGGGGUACGGGACCGAGAAGGAGGCGGAUGUCGUCGUCAAGGCGGAUUUGCUCGACUUUGGGGAUGUUGUGCGCGUUACGCACGGCGCUUCGCCCCCCUCCGACGGCACGAUCGUGAGGGGCGAGAGCAACUUUGACGAGUCCAGUCUGACGGGCGAGUCGCGGUUGGUGAAGAAGGUGCCGGGUGAUGAGGUUUUCUCGGGGACGGUCAACAAGAACGCCUCGCUCCUGGUGCGCAUCACCGGCGUGGCGGGAACGUCGUUGUUGGACCAGAUCGUCCACGUCGUCCGCGAGGGUCAGACGAAGCGGGCCCCGAUCGAACAGGUUGCGGAUAUGUUGACGUCGUACUUCGUCCCUGUUGUCACCUUCAUCGCCGUCCUCACCUGGAUCACCUGGCUCUCCCUCGGCCUCAGUGGCCGCAUCCCGGCCCAUUACCUGGAUGUCACAUCGGGCGGCUGGGUUGCAUUUUCGCUGCAGUUCGCCAUAUCGGUCUUCGUCGUGGCCUGCCCCUGUGGUCUCGCUCUUGCGGCUCCGACAGCCAUCUUCGUCGGUAGCGGCCUCGCGGCGAAGCAUGGUAUCCUGGCCAAGGGCGGCGGCGAGGCGUUCGAGAAGGCCAGCAGGAUCGAUUGCGUCGUCUUCGACAAGACCGGGACCUUGACCAUGGGUGGCGAACCGAGCAUCACCGACUCCGAGAUCUACCGGGAAGAUGCUUCCCAAAGGGACGCCGUCCUCGCGACCCUCAAAGCGGUCGAGGAGAACAGCAGCCACCCCAUCGCCAAGGCCAUCGUCUCCUUUUGCGCUACCCACACCACCUCCAGAGCCACCAUUGACAACCUUCAAGAAGUUCCCGGUAAAGGGAUGAAGGCGACAUACCAUAGCUCCGCCACGCCCGAAUCCUCCUUCGAGCUCGCCGUCGGCAACGAGUCCUUCAUGUCCGACUUCUCCGUCUUGAUCCCGGCUGAAACAACAGCCACACUCCAGCGCUGGAAAUCCGAAGCCAAGUCGGUCGCCCUGGCAGCCACCCGACCCCUCGACGGCGAGAAAUGGACCCUCGCCGCCGCACUCUCCAUCUCAGACCCCAUCCGCCCCGAGGCUCCGCGUAUUAUCCGCGCCCUCCAAUCCCGGGGCACCCGCGUCUGGAUGCUAUCAGGCGACAACCCCACCACGGCGGUAGCCGUCGCUCAGCAGCUGGGCAUUCCCGACGACCAAGUCAUCGCCGGCGUGCUACCGACGGGCAAGGCGGAGAAGAUCAAGUAUCUGCAGUCGACGCUCCGGGCGCGGGUGGGCGACAAGGACGAGUCUAGCAGCAAGCGCGCGAUGGUGGCCAUGGUCGGCGACGGCAUCAACGAUUCGCCGGCGCUGGCCACGGCCGACGUCGGCGUGGCGAUCGGGUCCGGCGCCGACGUGGCCAUCAGCAGCGCCGAUUUCGUGCUGGUCAAGAGCGACCUGCGCUCGGUCGUGGAUCUGCUGGACCUGUCCAAGGUGGUGUUCACGCGCAUCAAGUUCAACUUUGGCUGGGCCGUCGUGUACAACUGCAUCGCGCUGCCCGUGGCCGCGGGCAUCUUCUACCCCAUCAUGAGCAACGGGCAGCAUGUGAGGCUGGACCCCGUGUGGGCGAGCCUGGCGAUGGCGCUGAGCAGUAUAAGCGUGGUGCUGAGCUCGCUGGCGCUGAGGGUGCGGAUGAACGGGAUCGGGUACCGGGAGAGGCGGAUCGAGUGAGCGAGUGAUGCGAGUGAGCGAGUUGAUUUGCGUGCGUUAGUUUUCUUGGGCUUCUUGGUCGUGCUUGUGCUGUGGCCUAUGGGAGGGAGCGGUUGGGUCGGACAGGCAGCAUGCAUGUCUUGGUUUGCAUGCCACAUAAAGAUAGUUAGAUACCCUUAGUUUUUAUUCAAUGUCUUAUGUCUUGUAUUA
This is a messenger RNA of Chaetomium fimeti, 4108 nucleotides long. Its product is annotated as E1-E2 ATPase-domain-containing protein. Gene Ontology annotation, molecular function: ATP hydrolysis activity; copper ion binding; P-type divalent copper transporter activity. NCBI's taxonomy places the organism in Eukaryota, Fungi, Ascomycota, Sordariomycetes, Sordariales, Chaetomiaceae. The coding region runs from base 281 to 3919 and encodes 1212 amino acids. Gene Ontology annotation, biological process: copper ion homeostasis; monoatomic cation transport. The record is from RefSeq and is a predicted model, not a curated record. The transcript has a single exon. Gene Ontology annotation, cellular component: membrane.